This is a messenger RNA of Amborella trichopoda, 2683 nucleotides long. Its product is annotated as serine/threonine-protein phosphatase 2A 65 kDa regulatory subunit A beta isoform. Gene Ontology annotation, cellular component: nucleus; cytosol; protein phosphatase type 2A complex. The record is from RefSeq and is a predicted model, not a curated record. Lineage: Eukaryota; Viridiplantae; Streptophyta; Magnoliopsida; Amborellales; Amborellaceae. Gene Ontology annotation, molecular function: protein binding; protein phosphatase regulator activity. Gene Ontology annotation, biological process: protein dephosphorylation.
CCGGACGGGGCCAGGAUGGCCCAAUGGAGAAAGAGGGCCGGCGUGCCAUUGGCCUCUCCACCGUCACCCAAAACCCCUCUCUCUCCGGCGUCAAUCACAUAUGGAUACUAUGGAGAACCUGAGGACGUCGGAGGAGCGAGUGUCGGAGAAGCGCGGUGUGUGUGACAAAAGCACGUAAGCCGCUUCAUAAUAGGGCGAGGCGACGCGGGCGAAAAAGUGUAGAGGGAAUCCGCGAGGCUCAAAAGGAGAGAGAGAGAGAGAGCGCGAGGGCCCUCUAAAAAACGUUUGUUUUAGAGAGAGAGCGAGAGAGAGAGAGGGAAGAUUUGGGGAGAGGGCCUCUUUCUCUGCGGAAAUCCCCAUAACGCAUUUCUCUUUCUGCGUGCGCACCAAAGGGGCCGAGGAUUCUUCCCAUGACUGAGCAUCAGCGGUCGGUUAACUGAGCUCUUCGCUCCACUCCAUUUCCGAUCUGGAAUUCCACCUCUCUCUCUCUCUAACCGGCCAGUGGCCCUAGGCGUUUGUCCUGAUUGCCUCCUCAUUCUCCCGAGUUUCGAGGAACUUGUAAAAUAUAAUGGCCAUGAUAGAUGAGCCACUCUAUCCAAUUGCUAUACUGAUUGAUGAGCUUAAAAAUGAGGACAUUCAGCUGCGACUGAAUUCAAUCCGUAGGCUCUCAACAAUUGCACGGGCUCUUGGUGAAGAGAGAACCAGGAAGGAACUAAUCCCUUUCCUUAGCGAGAACAAUGAUGACGAUGAUGAGGUUCUUCUUGCAAUGGCGGAGGAAUUGGGUGUGUUUAUCCCUUAUGUUGGUGGGGUGGAACAUGCCCAUGUGUUGUUGCCACCAUUGGAGACACUUUGUACUGUGGAGGAAACUUGUGUGAGGGACAAAGCUGUGGAGUCAUUAUGUCGAAUUGGGGCUCAGAUGAAGGAAAGUGAUUUGGUGGACUGGUUUAUCCCUCUGGUUAAGAGACUCGCAUCCGGUGAAUGGUUUACUGCACGAGUUUCGUCAUGUGGUCUGUUCCACAUUGCUUACCCAAGUGCACCAGAAAUGUUGAAGGCAGAACUAAGAUCCAUAUACAGCCAGUUGUGUCAAGAUGAUAUGCCUAUGGUUAGAAGAUCUGCUGCAUCCAACCUGGGAAAAUUUGCUGCUACAGUUGAACCAAAUUAUCUGAAGACAGACAUCAUGUCAAUUUUUGAGGAUCUCACACAUGAUGAUCAGGAUUCUGUUCGUUUGUUGGCUGUUGAGGGUUGUGCUGCUCUUGGAAAAUUGUUGGAACCACAGGAUUGUGCAGCACAUAUCUUACCUGUCAUUGUUAAUUUCUCUCAGGAUAAAUCUUGGCGUGUUCGUUACAUGGUUGCGAAUCAAUUAUACGAACUUUGUGAAGCUGUUGGCCCUGAGCCUACCAGGUCUGACCUAGUGCCUGCAUAUGUUCGAUUAUUGCGAGACAAUGAGGCAGAAGUUCGCAUUGCAGCUGCAGGAAAAGUGACCAAAUUUUGCCGGAUAUUGAAUCCACAGCUUGCUAUUCAGCACAUUCUCCCUUGUGUAAAGGAACUAUCCUCAGAUUCUUCGCAACAUGUUCGUUCUGCCUUGGCUUCUGUAAUAAUGGGAAUGGCACCUGUUUUAGGAAAGGAUGCAACAAUUGAUCAACUUCUUCCAAUCUUUCUAUCCCUUCUAAAGGAUGAAUUUCCUGAUGUUCGUCUCAAUAUUAUUAGCAAGCUUGAUCAAGUAAACCAGGUGAUUGGAAUUGAUCUCCUGUCCCAAUCUCUCUUGCCAGCCAUUGUUGAACUUGCAGAGGAUCGGCAUUGGAGAGUUCGCCUUGCAAUAAUUGAGUACAUCCCAUUAUUAGCAAGCCAGUUGGGUGUGGGAUUCUUUGAUGACAAGCUUGGAGCUCUUUGCAUGCAGUGGUUGCAAGAUCAGGUUUUCUCAAUCCGUGAGGCUGCGGCAAAUAACUUGAAGAGGCUUGCUGAAGAAUUCGGCCCUGAUUGGGCAAUGCUGCACAUAGUUCCACAGGUCUUGGAAAUGAUAAACAACCAGCAUUAUUUGCAUCGUAUGACCAUUCUUCAUGCAAUUGCUCUUCUCGCUCCAGUUAUGGGUUCAGACAUCACAUGCCAGAAACUCCUACCUGUGGUCAUCAACGCUGCAAAGGACAGGGUUCCAAACAUUAAAUUUAAUGUGGCUAAGGUGUUGCAGUCUCUCAUUCCGAUCCUUGACCAGUCUGUUGUGGAACAGACUGUACGUCCCUGCUUGGCUGACCUAAGCGAAGACCCCGAUGUGGAUGUGAGGUUUUUCUCUGGUUUGGCACUUCAGGCCUGUGAUCAGGUGAUGAUGUCUUCUUAAUGCAAGCCCUAGACGAUCUUAGCGAGUGAUUCCUUCAUUAGAGUUGACCCCUAAAAAAGUAACAAAAAAGAGGAGGGAAGGUAAAACAGUAGAGAAAAGAAAUGCCUUAUGUAAUGGUUUUGGAGUUCAGAAAUUUGUUCUCUGAUAUUAUUAUCUUGUAUGUACUGAAAUUUUACUAUAGAUUUCUUUUUGAUGCUUCCAAACUCUUAGGUGUGCAUAUGCUUAGAAUUCUUUUUUUUUAUGAAUUUGAAAUUUGUUAAUUAUAUGUAUUCGUCAACUUUAGAGAAUGCCCUAUUUAUUUAAAUGGGCGCACAACUUUUAGGACGCAAUGCAAAGCAGGUUGUUAGUACA